AUGCCACCAAAACGAAAAAGUCGUGGUGGAGGAACUGGACGAGGUCGUGGAAGACCAAGAGGACAGAACAAAAAGCAAAAACGAAAUUCGUCGUCUGAAGAUGAGCAAGAAGUCUCGGACAUUGAGGACGAGGAUGGCUUCAAUAAAGCAAGUUUACAGCGAUGUGUGAAAUACAAUUUUGAAGAGCUAAUGAAUGAUCCCAGCCUUCAACAUCCUGAGUUUAUCCACAGAAUUGAACCUGAAGAACUAAACAUGGAAUAUUUUGAAAAGACCGGGUUAGAACAUCCUCUUCUUUUCAAAUGUGACCCAAAACUCAUUGGAAUGACAGUCCCCGACCAAUCGUUUAGCGUCGAUGAUGUUCUUAAUUUGGUUGGAGGUAAUCGAAUAAUAGAAGUCGUUGAAGUUAGCAACCAAGGAAGCGUGAAGAUGUCAUUGCAAGAUUUUAUCAAUUUCUACAAAACCCCUGCUAAAGAUCGCAAAGUUCUUUACAAUGUUCUUUCAUUGGAGUUUUCUCUUACUCCUCUUGAGGACGUUGUCAAAUCUCCAACACUAGUUCGUGAAAUCGACUGGGUUGGCAAUAAAUGGCCAGAUGAACUUCGCCAACGAUGGAUUGCAUUUAAUGGGAGGGACAAAAAGUUGUACACACCCCAUCAUACAUUCCCCAAAGUUCAAAAUUAUUGCCUAAUGAGUGUUGCUGAUUGCUAUACCGAUUUCCAUAUUGACUUUAGUGGUACUUCUGUAUGGUACCAUGUACUUAAAGGCAAAAAAGUGUUUUGGUUGAUUCCUCCAACGGAGACCAACUUCUUAUUGUAUCAAGAAUUCAUUCAAACUGUUGGGGAUUCGACAUUUUUUGGAAAAUCGGUGGAAACUUGUCAUACCGUAAUUCUGGAUCCUGGGGACACAAUGCUUAUUCCUAGUGGUUGGAUACAUGCUGUCUAUACUCCGGAAGAUAGUUUGGUGUUUGGUGGAAAUUUUCUGCACUCGAUGUCAUGCCAAAUGCAAAUACGUGUUUAUCAAUGCGAGAAUAGGUUAAACAUUACGCGGAAAUUUCGGCUGCCGUAUAACGAGGAGCUUCUCUUCUUUGUUAUUGCGGAUUACGUGAAGAAAUGGACUGGGCGAGAAUACGCACGACCGCUGCGGAUCGAGGAUGCUCGAAUGGACUAUGUUGGAGAGAAGUGGAAAGCAGCUGGAGGGCAUUUGAAGAAAAUCGAGUAUUCUGAUUUUGAGCAUGGUGUCGAAUUGACGAAUGAUAUGAUUGAAGAUGACACUAACCUGGGCGAAAAGGAGGAAGUGAAAGUGAUAGCGAUGCAUGCGGAAAACUCGGUAUUCGCUUCAGCGAGGAAACAACAGAAACAGAUACAUGUCGAUAAUGGAUUGGACGAAGAAGCAGAUGAUGAUGAUGACGAAGAUAAUGUUUCUGCUGAGGAACGAGAAAAACUCCACGAUGCUGAGAUUGAUGCUCUUUCAGCAUCAAAUCCUCUCAUCUUCUAUAAAAAUUCGAAGCACGAUUUUGUGCGCAACAAGAGUGUUCCUGAUCACAAACUUCCUGUUGGAUACGAGCCACCGAUUAAUUUUAAUCAAGAAGAGCUCGAUAAAAUCUCGCCUCGAUUACUAGCAGAACUCGAAGCUCUCGGAACAUAUUUGAAGAGAAAAGCGAAAGUUGAGAUCUCCGAGGGUAUUUGCCAGCCGGCGUCGCUUCUCAAUUGCUUUUUAGCAGUUUUGAAGCGUAGAAAAGCACAGUUGGAAGGGAAAGAAGUUGAAGAGACUGUAGUUGCUAAAAGAAAAAUCACUCGUGGUGCAAUUUCCACUGGUGAUCUGUCAUUCUGUGAAGAUGGAUUAGUGAAAACAGAAAACUCGAGCAAUGUGGUUGCAAAGGAAGAACCGUCAACGCUUGAUGACACACGGUUCAAUGCUCAGGAUUUUCCGGAGGAGUUUCUAGAAAGUGAGGAGAAAAUAAAAGAAGCCAUUCGGGACGGAGACGACGAUGGAAGUGACGCGCAGAUAUCCGAGCAUCAUGACAAUACCAAAGCCGAAGACCAAGACGAGGAUUAUAGAGAAAGCCGCGACAAUACACCAAUCGGUGCAACUCGAAGAAGUAGUCGACAAGCGGCGACGCGAGCCAGUGUUGCCAUUAAAAACGAGGUCGAAGAUGAAAACAGUGUGAAGAAGGAGGAACCGGAGGAAGAGGAUGAUCUCACGUGGAGGCAAAAAAUGGAAAAAGAAGAAAAGGAUCAUGAAAAUAGUCAAGCACCAGAUAAGAAAUCCAAAAAAAUGGAGGAAAAAGCGAAAAAAGUCAAAUUGACGCGCGAAGAGAAACGCGAGAAGAAAGAAAAGGAACAGGAGCGAAAAAGGAAAAGCUCAACUUUGGAUGCUGCAUUGAUCGCGGCGCACGGAAUGUCGAAAACGAAGAAAAAGAAGAAGCCGGAGAAGCCGAUGUUUGUUGGCGGAGUUCCGAUGGUCCCGAUUAUGAAUGAACCUGCCGCUCCGAAUCCAUACAAUUAUGAUCCGAUGAUGGAAAUGGUGAAGUUGGGAACAGGGCAGUUGAAAUCGGCAUAUAGAAAAACCAAAAAUAAUAUAGAACUUAAUCUGGAAAAGAAAAAGUUCAAAUUGGAACGGCAAAGUCAGGAGGAGGCAUCACAGGAAUCACAAGAAAAUAAUGUAAAGAAAUCAGAGGGUGCAAAAAUGGCAAAACAACCGAUUAGCAUUGAUAUAUUCGAUAUUCCAUCAUCAUCAUCCGCUCCUGUCAUCAAAAAGAAAAAAGAGAAGAAGGUUGAACGACAGGACUCGCCGUCGGAAUCAUCGCAUAAUAAGUUGAAACCGGUGUCGCCAGCAUUAUCAUCGCCUCAUUCGGUGACCAAGGAUAGAAGAAAGAGUGGUGAGCAUGGGCAUAGUUCGACGGCAAAAGUGUACAUGCCGACAGUGUCUCGACAGGAUCGCAUGAUAGCUGAUGCACCGUCUCCGGCAACGCCGGCAACUUCGAGACAUUCGUCGAUUUCCGAGAGACGUCCAAUUAAUCUUCCAUCGACACCUUCGAAUAUCUCGCGUAACUCAUCAAUUGAUAUUCCUUACACGCCGAGUGCUCCUGUACACAAGACGUCUUGGAUGUCUGCUGGUUCUUCGGACCGUGCUGACUCCGUUGAUGAAUCUCCGAUAGACGUCGUCAGUGAUCAGACUCCUCCGACAAUUCUGAGCCCACAACAACUUUCGAUGGAUAGAAAAGAUGUGAGAAAAGACAUCGGUAAUGGAAAUCCGUCUCCAUUCGAGCUUCUUCCAAUCAUACCGAAACCCUCAAAAAUUCCUGCCUCAACAGCGAUUAAUCAGCUGAAAAGUCUUGUUACUCAACUGAAUCAAUUGAAUGAAGUUGAAUGA
Caenorhabditis bovis is the source of this 3369-nucleotide messenger RNA. Lineage: Eukaryota; Metazoa; Nematoda; Chromadorea; Rhabditida; Rhabditidae. The record is from the annotation of a GenBank genome assembly.